UAACGCCCGCUAAAAAUAUCAAACAUGGAGAAGUCGUAUUCCUUUCUACUAUGCAUCAUUAUUAUCUCUCAUUUGGCUCCUCCGCCCACGGUGGUGGCUCAGCCGCUGUCCACCAAUUCCCGGUGGAUCGUGAACGAGUCGGGGCGGCGGGUGAAGCUGGCGUGCGUGAACUGGGUCACCCAUCUGGAAGUGGCGGUGGCUGAAGGGCUGAGCAAGCAGCCGGUGGAUGUGAUCUCAAAGAAAAUAGUGGAUAUGGGUUUCAACUGUGUCAGGCUUACUUGGCCUCUCUUCUUGUUCACCAAUGACUCCUUGGCCUCCCUCACCGUCAGACAGUCCUUCAAGAACCUCGGACUACUCGAAUCCAUUGCUGGCCUUCAAGCUAACAACCCCUCCAUUGUUGAUCUCCCCCUCAUCUCUGCUUACCAGGUUGUGGUUGGUAGUCUGGCAAAGUACAAAGUGAUGAUAAUACUGGAUAAUCAUAUUAGCAAACCUGGGUGGUGCUGCAGCAGCUAUGACGGCAAUGGCUUCUUUGGCGACAUCUACUUUGACCCGAAGCUAUGGGUCAUUGGCCUGACCAAGGUCGCCACCAUGUUCAACGGCACUAGCAAUGUGGUUGGGAUGAGCUUGAGGAAUGAACUUCGAGGGCCUAAACAAAACGUUAAUGAUUGGUACAGGUACAUGCAGCAAGGAGCUGAGGCAGUGCAUGCAGCAAACCCCGAUCUUCUAGUUAUCCUCUCUGGGCUAAGCUUCGAUAAGGAUCUCUCUUUCCUGCAGAAAACACCAGUGAACUUGACGUUCUCUGGGAAGUUAGUUUUUGAGGUGCACAGGUAUGGAUUCACUGAUGGUGAGGACUGGGCAUCGGGUAACCCAAACAAAGUGUGUGGGAGAAUAACUAAUGACAUAAUGAGCAGAGGAGGUUUCGUGUUGGAUAAAGGGUACCCGUUGUUUGUCAGUGAGUUUGGGAUUGAUCUAAGGGGUACCAAUGUGAAUGACAAUAGGUACUUCAACUGCUUCUUGGGUUUGGCAGCAGAGCUCGACUUUGACUGGGCACUGUGGACGCUGGCUGGAAGUUACUAUCUGAGAGAAGGUUCAGUUGGACUAGAAGAGUUUUAUGGGGUUCUGACCUGGAAUUGGUGUGAACCGAGGAACUUGAGCUUCCUCCAAAGGAUCUCUAUCAUGCAGUCACCCUUUCGAGGACCAGGUUAUACAGAGUCUCGACCACAUAAACUAAUUUUCCAUCCAAUGACUGGGCUCUGUGUUCGAAGAGUUUCACUCUUCCAGCCAUUGGAGUUAGGUCCAUGCUCAGAGUCAGAUCCAUGGGGCUACACUACAGGUAAAACAUUAACAGUGGAAGGAACUUACUUUUGCCUUCAGGCAGAAAAGCUCGGGAAGCCAGCAAAGCUUGGUCUGUUUUGCACAGAUGAUAGCUCAAAAUGGGAAAUCAUCUCAGAUUCUAGGAUGCAUCUGUCAUCGAAGCUUAAGGAUGGCAGUAAUGUCUGCCUUGAUGUAGAUUCCAACAAUGUUAUUAUCACCAACACCUGCAAAUGUUUGAAUAAUGACAGUUCAUGUGACCCUGCAAGUCAGUGGUUCAAAAUUACCGACAGCACUAGAGGAACAGCUACCAAAAGUGAUUUUCAGAGCACCUCAUUCUUGUAUUUUCUGGCAAAAAAAUUGUUUGCAAGCUACAUAUGAUAAUUCUGAUGAAAAAGUUCAUAUAGAGUUUAGCCAUACAAGUUCAAAACAUGACAUGUUCUUUUAGAAAAUUGUCUAUGUAAAAGUUUAUUGAAAUAAACUAAAAUGUCUUCAUUAGUGCAGCA
Molecule: messenger RNA, 1817 nt
Organism: Ipomoea triloba (trilobed morning glory)
Lineage: Eukaryota; Viridiplantae; Streptophyta; Magnoliopsida; Solanales; Convolvulaceae
Product: glycosyl hydrolase 5 family protein-like
Exons: 4
Coding region: 25-1692 (555 amino acids)
Molecular function (GO): hydrolase activity, hydrolyzing O-glycosyl compounds
Source: RefSeq, a predicted model, not a curated record